AUGGGUAAACAGUACAUAUCAACUGUCAGUGCAUCACAGGCACAUAAUUCAGAUAUCCUAGGGGUGGAAAUCACGCCGAGGUACACAAUUUCAGUAUCCAGUGACGGGUACGCCAGAUUUUGGGACAACAAAAAGGAUGAAGUGCAUGACCCAAAAGAGUUUGUACAAUCAGUAUUCAUUGACAAGAGUGGGAUCCAUCAUUUAGCAGUGUAUGAGAAUAAAAUACCGAGUUCAACGAUCAAGGUAACGGUUUUAUCAUUUGCAUGUUUCAAUGGACAGGUCAAGUUCAAGCAAUUCAUCAAUGACGAUUUAACCACGUUGGAAGAUUGCGUAUUCAAAUUGAGCAAGAGCUGGGUACCGGGGUUCUACGUUGACCCGGAAUCAAAACAGGAUUACUUUAUAGUAAACAAGAUGAAUGGAGUUACCGAAGUGUACACAGUGUCGAUUACUGCAAACGCAGAUAAAGUUAGCUCUGCAUUUACCAAGUAUGGCGAUUUACGAAACGGAACAUCUUCGAACUCGUCCACAUCGUCCACAUCGUCGUCACCUUUUGCCAUUUCACUUGCUGUCAACCAAACUGACAAUAAGAAAUGCGCCGUGGGGUAUAUAAAUGGAGACGUCUUGUUGUACGAUUUUCAAAACUUGAAGGUGGUUUACACGUUCCGGUCUACUGACUUGGUAGUCAGCAGAAACCCUAAACUUAACUCGUCAUCUUCGAUACCUCGUGCUAUUGCAUUUUCACCGGGCGGCACACUACUAGCAGUAGCAAGAGAUAACCAAGCAGCAGGGUCAAUCACACUCUACGAUGUUCAAUAUGGUGAAAACGUCGGCACAUUGGCAACACCAUCACAUUCAGCUAAAAGCGUGGUUGGUGGGUUUGCCCACCAAGGAUGGAUCUUGGGUAUUGAUUUUGACGAGGAAGGGAAAAACUUGGUUUCUUGUGGGUUUGAUAAAUGUGUACGAGUGUGGAAUUUGGAAACUAGUGAACGUGAAGCUACGAUAAACAUCUCCAUUACCGACUUGGAUGGCGCUAGUAACGAUGAUCAGCAGGAUGAAAGUGUUGCCAGUGGUGUCAAAUUUAUCAGCAAAGGUGUUAGAGGAGGCGCUGGUGGUGAUAGCAACGAAGGAAUUUGCGUUGUCAGUUUUGAUAGAGGUAUUAGAUGGUAUAGAGAAGCUGGCGGUAUAUAG
This is a messenger RNA of Lodderomyces margitis, 1188 nucleotides long. RefSeq names its product SKI complex subunit WD repeat protein (gene SKI8). Gene Ontology annotation, cellular component: Cdc73/Paf1 complex. Bases 1 to 1188 code for a protein of 395 amino acids. The record is from RefSeq and is a predicted model, not a curated record. The transcript has a single exon. Lineage: Eukaryota; Fungi; Ascomycota; Pichiomycetes; Serinales; Debaryomycetaceae. Gene Ontology annotation, molecular function: protein binding.